Molecule: messenger RNA, 848 nt
Organism: Tauraco erythrolophus (red-crested turaco)
Lineage: Eukaryota; Metazoa; Chordata; Aves; Musophagiformes; Musophagidae
Gene: RAMAC
Product: RNA guanine-7 methyltransferase activating subunit
Biological process (GO): RNA 5'-cap (guanine-N7)-methylation
Cellular component (GO): mRNA capping enzyme complex
Molecular function (GO): RNA binding
Source: RefSeq, a predicted model, not a curated record
AGUUUUCAGAAUGACUUCCUUGGUUGACAUGCCCCUGAAUUAUGAAAAGAUGUUUGCUCAUCGAUUCACAUCAGAUGAUAAAGAAUACCAAGAAUAUCUGAAGCGCCCUGCAGAUCCCCCUCCUGUAGUUGAAGAAUGGAGAAACAGAUCUGGUGGCAACCAGAGAAACAGAGAUCGGUUUCAAGAUGGUAGACAUUUCCGAGGGGACAGAUACAACUGGCAAGGUGACUAUAGAUCUAAUCAGAGGCCAGAAAGAAGUUGGGGUAAUAACUACCAGCAGCACAGACAAGGACAGUCGUACCCCUCCCACUACGGACAAUACGGCUACAACUCCUACAACCCAGGGCCUCGUUACCAUCCCUACUGAUGACACAUGUGGUUUGAAAGUCCAGUAACCUAUGUGACAAGUCCAGUUAGAUUUCAGUUUUCUUAUUUUUCCACAGUUUUAUAGAUAACUGAAGAAUUAGUAUUACAGUCCAUUGCUGUUUAUCUGUAGCAUGAACUGAAAAAGGGAAUACCUUUUAUGAAUAAUAAAAGCCUAUUACACGGAGUUUGUUUAGAGCCUGUAGAUCUUGGAUUAGGUUUCUAUCUCUUUCUUUUGUCUCAAUACAUACUAGUACGCUUCUUUUUGUCCAUCACUGAGACUUCUCUCUGUCACUUUUUAGAAAACACAGCAGGUCAGGGGAAAAUAGCAGUGGGUUUUGUGCAGCCUGUAGCAGUAGCACAUUGCCUUAAGAUAGUUGUUUUUGAAAGUGACAGACUGUCUUUCUCUGGAGAGAAUUUCUUAGUUUGGCUUUUGAUCGUGAGAAUAGCUCAGUUUGGUUUGACUUUCAGGUGCUGUAAAACUG